GAACCCUGUUGAUUUUAAACAAGACAGACACUUUUUGCCAAUUUACAACCAAUCUCUUAGCAAGAACAAGGACCCUAUUGAUGUUAAGCAAGACAAAAUGGCUGUGCUGGGUGAGGUCAAAAGUCGUAUCACGUGCAAAUAUUCAACCACUCUUCAAUAAGCUACGUCAGAGCAGGAACUCUAUUGAUUUUAAACAUCCAUCAAAGGUCCCGUUGGUGAGUAAAGACACAUUAAAGGUCCUAACAGCGCACCUGAUUGACUUUUCAGGCUCCGUCCAUGCGUGAAGUCCACGGUCAUGGUCUGCCUCCCGUAGAGGAUCGCAAAGGCGGGACCAGGACGGACGGCAGGACUCGGACCCAGCGAGAGGUCCCGGCGUAUGAUGGCCAAGAACGUCCAAACUUCCGCGGGCGCCCCUUGCUGCUUCCUCUGCUCCUUCCUGUUCAAAGAGGCACGCAGGUGAGCUGUCGAAGCGACACCAGUGGGAAACAGUCCACGGUGCUUGGAGGACAACAGGUUCAGCGAAAGAAACCUUGGGAGGUUCUGUUGGACCCUUUGGACGAGCGCCCCCCGCCGCCACUGGGAGUACUGCGCUGCAUCGAAGGACAUAAAGGUCCCGGCAGGCAGAGCUCUCUGGCCUUCUUCCAGACCCGACCGGCUGACCUGCAGGCUUCCUGCGGCGCGGUGCGAGGAUUGCUGCCGCUGGAGCUCAGAGAUUUGCAGAACGGCCGAGCCGUAGGUAGCGUCCUUCUCGGUCCAGACGGGGAAAUUAUUCAACUUUCCUUGUUUGAUCAUUACCGGGAGCAACCACAGGGCGGCGCCAACGCAGAAGAGCGAGUCCUGCAAGUGUUGUCUGCAGAUGGUGAGACGUUGCCUUGCGUCGUCAUGCUGCGGCACGAGCACACACACACUGGUGUGGAUCUGAAGUUAGAAGCACUUUCCGGCGAUGAGUAUUGUCACGACGCUAACGCUAGUUUAGAUCUUCACAAGUCGGCAGCGUGGGUUGUGAGACGACCCGACACGACUGCAGAGAGCACACAGUCGGCGGAAGAAACGUGGAGUGAGGACCAAAACAACGCUGGAUUAUCUCCGCCUGAGGAACGACUGGAGGAGUCACUAGGGGGCAGCACUGAGAAGGAACACCUGACCUCAUCUAGACAGUUUGGAUGUGACGUUAAUAGUACUACCUCCAGCCAGCGGGGUGUUAGUGAGACACCAGGAGAGGAGGAAGCCGUGGGACUGAGGAAGAACGCCGAGAGGAAAACCAGCCUGGAAGCUGCAGUGACAUCAGGGGAAAAAGAGGAGGAAACAGCCAGGGCAGAAGAAGAAGGACACAUUCAACCCAGGAAGAAGAAAGAUGGACAUUCGAUGGAGCCAGAGAAAGAAAAACGUGACGCUCACCCGAAGGGUGACGACGGGAACGAGAAGUACGCCCGGGAACCUUCUACUCCACAUCCUCCUCUGCAGAAGAAGAAGAGCCGUGAUUGGGAAGCAGCCAGCAGAGAGACAAGGCAAACAAAGAAGGAGAAAGAAGGGAAGAUGAUUCAGAAGAAAAAGUCCACUGGAAGGCAAAGACGGAAGGCAAAGCUCCAACUCAAAGAACUGGAAUCUCAUGCUAGCGUUCCCUCACAUGAAGAACAAGCGGAAGAUCAGGAGAAAGAGGAAGUGACAACCAAGCAGGAAACAAAAGAAGAUCCUUACUUAAAAUCACCUGGAAGUCCUUCUGAAAAACCAGAAGUGAAAACGGAAUCCUUGGUAGAAGAAGAAGACCCGGAUGGUCAGUCCGGGGGAAACCCACGCAGCAGCGGUGGUAUCCUCAGGUCGCCUCCAUCUUCAUCCUCGGGCCGCCAUGCCAGGAGCUCGCCGAGGUCUUCCUGUGAGGGGAGUGUGGGGGGGCUCACGUCUUCUCACGGGGCCCUGUCAUCGUCGUGCUCUACCGUCAUGGCGACGGACGAGCAGCUGAUGUUAAACCUGGUGAAGACGGAGGCCUCCAGAAGGAACCAGGAGCAGGAAGAGGAGGCCCGCCGUUUGGCCGACAAGGCUGAGGGACGUAAACGAGAGGCGGAGAGGAGGGCGAGGGAGCGAGAGGAGGAAGAGAGGAAGCAGCAGGAGGAGAGGAAGCGGACGCAAGAAAGGAUGAUAGGGGAGCUGGAGGAGGAGAGGAGGAAGAGGGCAGAAGAGCUCAGACUGAGGAGGCUGGUGGAGGAGGAGGAGAGGAAGCAGCAGGAGGAGAGGAAGCGAACGCAAGAAAGGAUGAGAGGGGAGCUGGAGGAGGAGAGGAGGAAGAGGGCAGAAGAGCUCAGACUGAGGAGGCUGGUGGAGGAGGAGGAGAGGAAGCAGCAGGAGGAGAGGAAGCGAACGCAAGAAAGGAUGAGAGGGGAGCUGGAGGAGGAGAGGAGGAAGAGGGCAGAAGAUCUCAGACUGAGGAGGCUGGCGGAGGAGGAGGAGAGGAAGCGUGGCAAGGAGGAAGAGCAACAACGAGGCAGGCGGGAGGAAGCGGAGCGACAGAGGAUGAGGAGGCAGCAGGAGGAGCGCAGGCGGCAGAUGGAGAGAUUGCAGAAGAUGAGAGAGGAGGAGGAAGAGAAGAGGAAAGUCCUCACCUCAAACACAAUGGUCCCGGCGGAGGAGGAGCGCUCGCACCUGCAGGAGACGGACAAGAGCAGGAGAGCAGAGUGUCAGGGGAACGAGGAGCGCUCACACCUGCAGGAGACGGACGAGAGCAGGAGAGCAGAGUGUCAGAGGAACGAGGAGCAGGAGCCCCAGAAGGACGAUGAAACGUGGAAAGCCAAGGAGGAGUCCAGGCUAGAGGCGGAGCUACUUGCCAGGGAGGUGGCGCUGUUGCAGCAGCAGAUGGCCUUCAAAAGGAGUGUGGCGGUAGAGGCUGAGAGAAUGCAACACAGCCAGGACAUCUCCAGGCCUUGGGUCUACUCCUACUUCACCUGGCUGCAGCUGAUGGACCUCGACCACGCCCACACUGACACCUCCUGACACAGUAGCACUUGUUAUGACCUUUGAAUAAAAUCAUCACUGUUUGGAGGAGAAA
Nerophis lumbriciformis (worm pipefish) is the source of this 3040-nucleotide messenger RNA. The record is from RefSeq and is a predicted model, not a curated record. Lineage: Eukaryota; Metazoa; Chordata; Actinopteri; Syngnathiformes; Syngnathidae.